GGAUGAGAGCAGCCAUUGGGGAAGUGCAACAUAACCGAGCAGCUCGCGCUCUCUCUCUGGAGUAAUAAAGACAAAGUAAAAGGCGACCGAGCUUCGGAAAUAUUUCCAACCUCCGAAAAAAACGGACACGUAACUUUGGAAAAACCAGGAUAUAUUUUUCAUUUUAUUUUUUUUGUGGGGGAGAAGAGAGAGAGAGAGACUUCUUUCGGGGACCAGUAUCCGAGACGACAGACUUUUUAACUGUGGAAGUUGGGAACUGAAAAAAAAAAUCACGCACACACAGCGGAGCACCGUGCGACUUGCUACACCCCCCAAACCCACCCCUUUCUUCCCCACACCCCCCUCCCUCCCUCAACACACGCUAAGCUAGCUACGCUAACUGCAACGGAGCUGUGUGAACUUGCUUUUGUGUGUGUGUGUGUGUGUGAGUGAGUGUGUGUGUGUGUGUGAGUGUUGUUUUUGUUUUUUCAUAUCACGGAGGGCCUUUUGGAGAAAAAAAGAAGAAAAGAAUCCAGUCACAAGCUCCGGCUCUUGUGAGAAUCCCGGGACGUGCUUAAUGAAUUAUGUCUGCCACAAGCAUUGACCCUCAGAGAUCAAAGGGACAAGCAUCUAAAGUCCAAAAUGGCUCGCUGCAUCAGAAGGAGGCGGUCCACGACGACUUUGAGCCGUACCUCACGAGUCAAUCCACUCAGAACAACAGCUACCAGUCCAUCACCGACCCCUACCUGUCCAGCUACUACGCCCCCUCCAUUGGAUUUCCGUAUCCCCUCAGCGAGGCCCCCUGGUCCACCGGCGGGGAUCCCCCGAUUCCGUACCUCACCCCCUACGGAGCCUUGAGUAACGGAGACCAUCACUUCAUGCCGGACACGGUGUUCGGGCAGCCGGGGGGCCUGGGCAGCAACAUCUACCCACACCGGUUUAACUUUUUCCCCGAAAACCCCGCCUUCUCUGCCUGGGGCACAAGUGGCUCCCAGGGCCAGCAGACUCAGAGUUCAGCCUACGGCGGCAGCUACAGCUACCCCCCCAGCUCCCUGGGGGGCACCCUGGUGCCCGAUGGCCAGACGGGCUUUCACAGCGACACCCUCAACAAAGCCCCCGGCAUGAACAGCCUGGAUCAGGGCAUGGUGGGCUUGAAGAUCGGAGGGGACGUCGCCGGCCAGGGCGUCAAGGCCGUGGGGUCCGUGAUCGGCGGACCGGUGGUGGCGGCCGCGGGGAACGGAGCCCCGGGCAUCGGGAUGCUGCCCCCUAAACCCACCUCCUGGGCGGCCAUCGCCAGCAAGCCCGCCAAGCCGCAGCAGCUGAAGGCGAAGGUGAAGCCGGGGAUGUCCGCUCUGGGGGGGGCUCUUCCCCCGCCUCCCAUCAAACACAACAUGAACAUCGGGACCUGGGACAAGGGCCCCGCGACUAAAGUAGCCACGGCUCCGCUGCAGCAACAGCAGCCUCUCGGCCUUUCUCCUCACGCCAUGCCACCUCAAGGCCACAUGCAGCAGGGACCCAUGCACGCCCCGCCUCCCCAGUCUUUGGUGCAGCCCCAGAUGCAGUCUAUGGCCUUACAGACCCACCAUCACCAGCACCCGCACCAGCACCAGCACCCGCAUCAGCACCAGCACCAUCAGCCCCCGCCUCAGCCCUACCAAAACCACGCCCAGCCCCCGCAACCCCAGACCCGCUGGGUCGCCCCCCGCAACCGCAACCAAGGCUACGGGCAGGGCGUCCCCGGCCUCGACGGCGGCGGCGGCGUGAUGGGCAUGGUCGGCGGCGGGAACUGCGGCCCUCAACAGUGCGCGGGCCAGCAGGGGCCCGGCGGAGAGUCCCACCCGGUGCUCGAUAAGCUGCGCGCCUCCAACAGCUACAACCCCAAGGACUUCGAGUGGAACCUGAAGAACGGGCGCGUCUUCAUCAUCAAGAGCUACUCCGAGGACGACAUCCACCGCUCCAUCAAGUACUCCAUCUGGUGCAGCACGGAGCACGGCAACAAGCGGCUGGACUCGGCCUUCCGGGCCAUGAACGCCAAGGGCCCCGUGUACCUGCUGUUCAGCGUCAACGGCAGCGGGCACUUCUGCGGCGUGGCGGAGAUGCGCUCCCCGGUGGACUACGGCACCAGCGCCGGCGUCUGGGCGCAGGACAAGUGGAAGGGCAAGUUCGACGUGGACUGGCUGUUCGUCAAGGACGUGCCCAACAGCCAGCUGCGCCACAUCCGCCUGGAGAACAACGACAACAAGCCGGUGACCAACUCCCGCGACACCCAGGAGGUUCCCCUGGAGAAGGCCAAGCAGGUGCUGAAGAUCAUCGCCACCUACAAACACACCACCUCCAUCUUCGACGACUUCUCCCACUACGAGAAGAGGCAGGAGGAGGAGGAGGAGGUGUGCAAGACUUUUGAACCUUCUCCCAUACCGAACCGCUCUCGGUUGGAUCAGGAGCGCCAAAACCGGAAUAAACAACAAUAGAAGACAUUUACCCCGGGCUUGAUCGACAGUUACAGAACUAGGACAUUUGAUUUAAGAGACAGAAGAAUAUGAAAAAUGCAAAAGUCCUUCAUCUUUUUUUUUUUUUCUCCUUCCCUAUUUAAUCCCGGUGAAUCUCCGCCGUUGUCGAGACGACUCGUGCUUUCUUUCUUUCUUUCUUUCUUUCUUUCUUUCUUUUUUUUUUUUGCCCCAUCUACCGCCCACUUCUCGUGCAGGGAUAAACAAGCUGAUGUAUGUGUCACCUCGCCACCGCCUCACUCUAUCGUUGUUGUUUUGUUUUUUAACAGAAUAUUUUUCUCCCCCUGUUCCAUGUCGUACUGGUCCCCCCCCCCCACACCCCCCCACCCGCCUCUUUCUAAUUGAAUCAGGGUUAAACAGAAUCUGCCACUUUAUAAUUCAGUACAAUCAGGAACGGACGUGUCCUGCCCCUAUUUGUCCAUUUGGGGGCGACGUUGCCACGCUUCAGAGGUUUUUAACUGUGCCAACCGGGGGACGGACUAGGGAGCCUCUACGAUAAUAAAACUUUAAUGUUUUAUCUAUUUUUCAUUCAGAUCGACACAACAACAACAACAACAAAAAAAACUGACAAUUUUCAUUUCAGAAAAAAAAAACUGUUUUCUGGAGCCUUAAUGUUUUAUUAUUUUUUUUUUUCUUUAUUUUUGUUGUUGUUUUUUUUACUAAUUUUUUUUGGUGACUUCUCAAAAGAAACUGCUCAAAACAGUGACACUGCUGGAGAAAUCAGGGAUAGUGUGAAGUCACACGGGACUCGAGACAUCCCCCCCCCCCCCCCCCCCCACAAGAGGAAUUUGCAAAGGCCUCUGGGAAAAGAAAAAAAGAAGAAGAAGAAGAAAAUAACGUAUGUGUGUCCUCCUACAACCAGAACUCACCAUUAUCAGUCAUAACGUUGUGCUCUUCACGUCCCUCACAGCCCUCCGCUCUGCUUGCUGCCUCCAUGUUGGUCUUCGGGGGUCUUUUGUAUGUUUCUGCUUCGCGUACGCAACCCGGUCCACCGUUUUAAUUGUUUUAUAAUCAGAAUGAUGUAAUGAUGUAACUGCUGCAUUGAAUGAAUUGUUGCUUCUUUUUUUUUCACAAUAUGGGGGGGAGGGGAAGGGGGGGGGGGGGGUUCAAAUAGUUUUUGUCCAUUCACCAUCAUUCUGUCUUAAUCCUGUUUUUUUUUUUUUCUUGUUUCCCUCCUUAAAUUUGGUUUCGCUGAGUCUAUCAUGUCGGUCGUAAUGCUAAGCUUUAACGUAGGAGCCUAUAUAUUCAUGGAGAAAGCCUAAAAAAAAAAUUAAAAAAAUGUAUAACCUAAAAAUUAAUGUAACUGAUUUACUAUCGAGUAAGAAAAGAAAAAAAAAUAAGAAUGAAA
Molecule: messenger RNA, 3834 nt
Organism: Cyclopterus lumpus (lumpfish)
Lineage: Eukaryota; Metazoa; Chordata; Actinopteri; Perciformes; Cyclopteridae
Product: YTH domain-containing family protein 1-like
Exons: 6
Coding region: 564-2450 (628 amino acids)
Biological process (GO): mRNA destabilization
Cellular component (GO): cytoplasm
Molecular function (GO): mRNA binding; N6-methyladenosine-containing RNA reader activity
Source: RefSeq, a predicted model, not a curated record